Messenger RNA from Solanum dulcamara, 1071 nucleotides. RefSeq names its product protein IQ-DOMAIN 12-like. Gene Ontology annotation, biological process: regulation of DNA-templated transcription. NCBI's taxonomy places the organism in Eukaryota, Viridiplantae, Streptophyta, Magnoliopsida, Solanales, Solanaceae. Gene Ontology annotation, molecular function: DNA-binding transcription factor activity; DNA binding; protein binding. The record is from RefSeq and is a predicted model, not a curated record. The transcript has 5 exons. Bases 1 to 1071 code for a protein of 356 amino acids.
AUGAAAGGUCAGAAAUCUCCUAGAAGAAGCCCACGAAUUCGAAUUGUUGAUUCAACCGGCAGUGGUGAAGUGAAUGUCGGUCCUACUUUUAGUUUGAGAAUUUCUGCAAAUCAAUCUCCAGAAGAAGCUGGUGAUGAGUCAAAGAAAGUGAGACCUACAGUUGCUCAGGAGAAGAAUCCAAAAAGUCGAAAUCGAUUGUGCAAAAAAAUGGUUUUAUCGGAGAGUUUAUAUCCGAAACUUCAAGCAGUGAUUAGAGGUGAAAUUGUCAGAAGAAGACUCAUUGCCAAAUUGAAGUUCAUGUUGCCACUUCAUCAAAAACCAAACACAAGAGUUUAUCAAAUUAAACUCCCUACUUUAGAACAUUAUCAUGACAAUAAUGAUAAGAAACUCAUCAAUAGUCCAAGGAAAAUUAUGAAAUCUAAAGAACUAAAGCUUAAAUGCAAGAGCCUUAGGACUUCGAAUUUCAACUUGGCUUCAGAACAAGACAGUGAAGCCUUGUGGUCAAGAAGAGAAGAAGCCAUUGACAAACGAGAGCAUUUGAUGAAAUACUCGUUUUCACUCAGGGAGAACAGAAAUGAUCGAACUUUACACAAAGUAUUAACCAGCAAGCAAAACAAAAGAAGCUACAAAUUUGAUCAGUUGGCAGAACUUGAGGCACCAACAAAAGCAGGGUUAUUUGAGAAAUUGAGAUCAUUUAGAGACUCAAAUGUUCCUCUAGCUGAUAUGAAUGGGAUGACACAACUUCAAGUGAGAAAAAUGCAUAGAGAAGAUUGUAUAGAGGACCUAUAUUCUCCUUCUUCACUUCGAAGAAGAUCAUUUUCUAAUGUAAAACGAAAAUCGAACGUUGAUGUUAAGUCAUUACCAAGUUCUCCUAUAUUUCCUACUUACAUAGCUGCCACAGAAUCUACAAAGGCAAAAACAAGGUCAAUGAGCACACCGAAGCAACACCUAAGGUUACACGAGACAUUGUUAGGUCAACAUUCUCCUUAUAACCUCAAGAUUUCUUCUUGGAGAUUAUCUGAUGGUGAAAUGUAUGACAGUGCUAGAAAGACCAGAACUUCUAACAGGUAG